Messenger RNA from Tympanuchus pallidicinctus (lesser prairie-chicken), 2436 nucleotides. It is a transcript of the gene ETFBKMT, whose product is annotated as electron transfer flavoprotein subunit beta lysine methyltransferase. The record is from RefSeq and is a predicted model, not a curated record. Bases 1095 to 1886 code for a protein of 263 amino acids. Gene Ontology annotation, molecular function: protein-lysine N-methyltransferase activity. Gene Ontology annotation, cellular component: mitochondrial matrix. NCBI's taxonomy places the organism in Eukaryota, Metazoa, Chordata, Aves, Galliformes, Phasianidae. The transcript has 4 exons. Gene Ontology annotation, biological process: peptidyl-lysine trimethylation.
CGCGGUGAGGCCGGGCCCGGCGGAGCGGCCCGCGGGGUGCGCUGCCCGGUGCUGGUGACUGCUGGAAAUGAAUGCGGCGCCGCUCAGCGUCGUGGCGGGCGGUGCGAAAUUUAAGCUGCCUCAUCAGCCCUGCCGGUUUGCAGCAAUUCAUGGGGAAAGCCAGCGCGCAGCGUUGUCUGGCCAGAUUUAUGCGUGUCAUUGAUUCUGGUUAAUCUGGUGCUUCCCUCAGGCAGAUGGGGCCUGGGUAGCUGUGCCUUCCAGAAGGAAGGCGUUCAUUGAUUACAUUCGUUAAUUACGUGGGCUUUGCUGAAUAGCAUUCUGAAGCGUGGAGCAAUGAGAAACAUUGUGACGGGUGCUUAUUAGCAAUAAAAAUACAAAGCCUUCAGCCAAUGAUUUAAAGAUUUAACUAAAUCGACCUAAACAGCGAGCACUAUGGGAGUUCAGUUCUUAAUUGCUGUAGGAAGCCAUCAAGCAAUAAUUAGACUGCCCAGAGAAGCUGUGGUUCCCCAUCCCUGGAGGCACUCAGAGCCAGGCUGGAUGGGGCCCUGGGCAGCCGAACUGCUGGGUGGCAGCCCUGCACACGGCACAGGGUUGGGGCUGGGUGAACUUUAAGAUCCUUUCCAACCCAACCCAUUCUAUGAUUCUGUGAACUAAAGCAUAGGCCAACACACACACAGAAUGCCACGUGAAGCACACUGACAUACCAUGCUCCCACUCUCCUUGCCUUCACUGCCUGUGACAUGGAAACCAGCCCUGAGUGGUGUCAGCAGGUCCCUGUGGGCUGCUGUGCCCAGUCUGGAUAUCUUGGUUUCCAAAGGCAGCUUGGAAUGCACUCAGUUUGCUUUCCCUUGUGUUAGCUUGGAGUGUGUCACUGUGGUUUCUCACAGGAAAUGGGCUACCACAGUGGAGGUUUGCUUUCUUCUGCACCUGAGAGCAUCCACGUGAGACUUCUGCACUGUAAGACCAUCUUUAAAAUACAGCCUGAGGAAUCGUCAUCCAUCACUAUGAAAAACAGCAUGCUGUGAACUUGCUUCAAGCCUUCUGCCUCAUCAGCUGUCCCUGACCAGCUGUGCUCUGAGCUUGUCUUUGGGGCCAUGGCCUUCAGCAGCUGGAAGAGGCUGCUGCUGUUGGGCAAGGCCUGCAGGAGGGGAGGCUCUGCUCUGCGCUGGAAGCGCUGCUGCCACUGGAGUGCUGGCAAGUCGCUGGACCCUGAGGUGAGAGCAUUUUUGGAAGAGAACACAGAGGUGACCAGCAGUGGGCACCUGACACCAGAGAUCCGGCUGCGCCUCCUCACCCCUCGCUGCAGGUUCUGGAGGGAAAAGCCCGACCUGUGGCCAUAUGGGGACCCUUUCUGGGCAAUUUACUGGCCAGGAGGCCAAGCCCUGUCCAGGUACAUUCUGGAUAAUCCAUGUGUUGUCAAAGGGCGAUCUGUUCUGGAUCUUGGAAGUGGAUGCGGAGCAACAGCAAUAGCUGCUGUGAUGAGUGGUGCAUCUCAAGUCCUUGCUAAUGACAUUGACCCCAUUGCAGGAAUGGCAAUGAGUUUGAACUGUGAACUGAACCACGUUACUCCCUUUCCCAUCACCAUUAAGAACAUCAUUAACUCAGAAGCUGGCAAGUGGGACCUCAUUGUUCUAGGAGAUAUGUUUUACGAUGAACAACUUGCUGAUGAUCUUCAUCACUGGCUGAGGAAAUGCAUCAGGAUACAUGAAACUGAAGUGCUGAUCGGUGACCCUGGCAGGCAUCAGUUUUUAAGCCACAGCAUUCACAAUCAGUUGCGUAAAGUUAUAGAGUAUUCACUUCCCGAGUAUACUAGACAAGAAAACAAUGGAUUAACAUCAAGUAUUGUCUGGAGUUAUCAGCCCUCAAAUAGCCUAGAAAGCUGUUAAAAGUGGCUCUCUAAUGAACUUUGUCUCACGUGGCUGUUUCCUGAGUAUAUAAAAUGGGAAUUGAACGUGGAACACGUCUGUUGACACAAAGCAGGAUGUUCCUUCACCGUGCUUAUUCCAGCCAUGUUCAUUGAGGCUUUGGCUCUGUUUGAGGUGAAACUACACGCAAACUUUAUUCAGCAAGGCGUGCUGAAAUGCAAAUCCAAAGAUAAUUACACUUUGGAGUUCGCUUGCUUGAUGUUUUAAUCUGUGUUAAUCUCACUCUUUGACAGCAUUGUGGAACAUUUUAGGUAUCCAGUACACCCCGUGAAGAGACAGGAGGGUUGCUGAGAGAUUACUGUGCUGCUUUCACACAGUUCUGCAGCUUAUUUACAGAAAGGUGUGAAAAUGAAAAAUGUAAAGAUGUAGGUUAUUGUGUUAUAUAUUUAAUUCCAAGUGCCUUACUUUUUUUUUUUUUUUUUUUUUUGGUUAAUCUCUUCUGAAUGUCCAAGUAACUAAUUUGAGGCUCCUCCUUCCCUCUAAAAUAAUAAAAAAAAUAAAUGCUGCUCUA